ACUAAACUUGAAAAACGAAGAGGAAGUGCAAAACGGAAUCAGCACAUAAAGAGAAUAUGAAAAUGAAAAUGAAAAUGAACUGAAAGCAAAAUAGAGGGAGCGAUUGAGUGUUGUGUAAGAUGAGUGAUUUGGUGUACAGAAUCAGCACAGCAAAGGAAUGGGAGGAAUUGCAAAGCAAUGGUUCCACUUUCGGUGGUCAACUUGACAAGAAUACUGCUUUCAUCCAUCUCAGCAAACUCGAUCAGGUUCGUUCAACGCUGGAUAAUUUUUUCUUGAAUUGUAAAGAUGAACUCUACAUGCUUCAGAUUGAUGCUAAAAAGCUUGGCGAUGGUUUGGUGUAUGAAACUGUGGACGGUUCAAAUAGCUUCCCGCAUUUUUAUGGGCCAGAUCGAAGCUUCAUCCCUCUCCCUCUAGAUGUGGUCACAAAAGCGGAGAAGCUGUCUCUCUCAAAUGGUCGGUUCAGUUGUAGUUUGCUCGACUAAGUAAUCUGCUGAUCAGCUGUCUGGCAUUAUCUUGUUAUUUCAUAUACUUCGUUGUAGUGUGUGUGUACUAUAUGUUGACUACAUCUGUAACGACAAACCAUGACCAUCCUUUCUUAAUGAAGGAGAUGGAAUGCUAAGUUUUUGAAAUGUUACUAUUGAACUUCUAAGUAGCUUGAGAACUAAUGAUCAUAUUGUACUAUUUUUUGGUAUCUCAAAUUCUCAAUCAACAUGUAGCUCUUGUUUA
This is a messenger RNA of Trifolium pratense (red clover), 726 nucleotides long. RefSeq lists its product as uncharacterized. The transcript has 3 exons. NCBI's taxonomy places the organism in Eukaryota, Viridiplantae, Streptophyta, Magnoliopsida, Fabales, Fabaceae. The coding region runs from base 120 to 482 and encodes 120 amino acids. The record is from RefSeq and is a predicted model, not a curated record.